AUGGUAACGUGUGUUUUUCCUUUCAGCACUGGCGGCGACGUGUGUGAGCAGGGGACUCAGUUCAAAGCUGCUUUCCUUUCUGAAGCCUCGCUGGUGAUUCCAUCCACGGUGACGGCCUUGUCUACUGAGAGAGUGAUCACCUGCGAUCACAGCUUCUACGUCCAACGCCUGAGCUGUGCGAGCGGAGUGAUCGUUGUGCAGUCGGCUGUGUAUGGACGCCUGGACAGCGAGAUCUGCAGUGAGGGCGUCCCUGCCUACCAGCUUUCCAAUACGAAGUGCUCACAGCAGGGAUUACUGGACGUGCUGAAGAAAAGGUGUGAUGGAAAGUCACAGUGUGAAAUUAGCACAAGUGUUGUUCGCAUUGAUGACCCUUGCUUUGGAAUCUUCAAAUACGUGGACACCUCGUUUGCCUGCUUUCCAGCCAACGAAGGCCAGGUCCUGUUCGUGUACAGUGCCGACUACGGGCGCCGCGACGGCACCACAUGCUCCUUGGACCGUCCGCCUGAGCAGCUCAGAAACACCCAGUGCUCACAGCCUUCGAGCAGACCCCUCACAGAUGUAACGGAAGACCGCAGCUGUACAGUCACAGCAAACAACUCAGCGUUCGGGGACCCCUGCGUUGGCACCUACAAGUACCUGGAGGUGUUCUACACCUGCCGCGGUGAGAGCUGUUUAUAG
Messenger RNA from Betta splendens (Siamese fighting fish), 678 nucleotides. RefSeq names its product L-rhamnose-binding lectin SML-like. Gene Ontology annotation, molecular function: carbohydrate binding. The coding region runs from base 1 to 678 and encodes 225 amino acids. Lineage: Eukaryota; Metazoa; Chordata; Actinopteri; Anabantiformes; Osphronemidae. The transcript has 6 exons. The record is from RefSeq and is a predicted model, not a curated record.